Molecule: messenger RNA, 4214 nt
Organism: Zonotrichia albicollis (white-throated sparrow)
Lineage: Eukaryota; Metazoa; Chordata; Aves; Passeriformes; Passerellidae
Source: RefSeq, a predicted model, not a curated record
UUGAGGGUUUUUUAAGAGUAACAUGACCUACUUGUAAUGUUACUGCUAUAGUUCACUGAUCAGAUGAAAAGGUAAUGUACUCUUAAGCUACUGGCUGGCAACAUAUAUUUACAUUCCUAAAUUAUUGCUCUUUCAUAUACAUCUGAAAAACACUACAAUGAGUGAGGUUUUUUAUGCUUUUUAAACAUUUCAAAGUGUAAGGUGCUCUCCCUAAAAAAUACUGUGCAGGCUAUUUCUCAGUUUUCCAGAACAACCAAGCAAAGUCCCUGCACAACUGCCACAUUUCUUGCAUAUUUACAUCAACUUUUUGCAAUCUCCCCUCACAAAAUAAGUCCUGAAACCCAAAAAAGAUGAAAUGUGAUCCUUCCUUAAUUAAACUUGCGUCAGCUUUCUCACAUUAAUCUAACUAGCAAUUUUAUGUCCUAUUUCUGAGCCUAUGAUGAAGAUAACCACACCUUUUUAAUUCACAGUAAUUGUAAUUAUAAUUACUGUUAUAAGGUGCCUUUGAAGGAGCUGCUUCCUACUAGAAAGGCUUGCUAUCUCAUAGUUACUUUUGUUUAGUCCCUCAUUUAGGCUUAAUUUAAACUUAAUUCAUCCAGAGCAUUUAGUUCUCAUUUUUACAUGUGGUUUCUCAUGGAUCUAUCUCCCAAGUGAGAUCACUGCCCAUAGCUGUUACUUUAUGGGACAGUGUAAUCAGAUUUCAGUUCCAGAAGGAAUUUGCAUGUAAAUAGUCUAGCUCACUUACAGGUCCAACAUUUGGUCCUUCAGCAAUGUUGAGGAAGCGAUGACCCAAGCUGUGGCACCACCUGGACUGGGUGGAUGUAAAUAACAGCCAGGACUGCUGUCCAGACUAGAAACAGCCUUUUUACAUGAUUUUUUUUAAUAACUGUUCCACUUUAAUACCAAUUUCCUACGAACUGAAUCUCAUCUUUUCUAAGGCUUUUUGUUAAGGAGCAUGUGAACUAUUGAAUUUAUGUAUAGUUAAGCUGUGAUGGUCUGCACUACUCUUGCAACUUGUCCAAGCAUCCAGCACAAACAAAGCAGCUGUUUUGCAUAGAAGAACUCCUCUGUAAGAUUUGACAGCCAGUUAUUCCAGCUGAAGCUGUGGUGUAGAAGAUAAUGGAUAAUGAAGAAUUGAGCCCAUGAUGCAGUAGCUAGUGCAAGUCAGUCAAAGAGCAUGUUUCCACAUAGAGAGUUAUCCAUCAGUCACAAAACAGCUCAACCAAGUGGUUGGUACUAAAAUGAUAUGGGUGGCUGUCAUUGGUGACUGGUUCAACCUCAUAUUUAAAUGGAUUUUAUUUGGCCAUCGCCCUUACUGGUGGGUGCAAGAAACAAUGAUUUAUCCUAAUCAGUCAAGCCCAUGCCUUGAACAGUUUCCUAUAACAUGUGAAACUGGACCAGGAAGCCCAUCUGGACAUGCCAUGGGAUCAUCCUGUGUUUGGUAUGUAAUGGUCACAGCAGCACUUAGCUACACAGUUAGAUGGAAAGAUAAAUCAGCUGUUACCCUUCACAGACUAACAUGGUCAUUCCUCUGGAGUAUUUUUUGGAUUAUCCAGAUCAGUGUGUGCAUCUCAAGAGUAUUCAUAGCAACACAUUUCCCUCAUCAAGUUGUUCUUGGAGUAUUUGCUGGCAUUCUUGUGGCAGAAGCAUUUGAACAUACCCCUGAAAUUCAGACAGCAAGCUUGAGAAUGUACAUCAAGACAAACUUGUUUCUUUUCCUCUUUGCCCUUGGCUUUUAUCUGUCCCUCAAGCUUCUUGAUAUUGACUUGCUAUGGUCUGUUCCAAAGGCCAAGAAGUGGUGUGCCAACCCAGACUGGAUAAACAUUGACACAACUCCAUUUGCUGGACUGGUGAGGAAUUUAGGUGCACUCUUUGGUUUAGGUCUUGGACUUAAUUCUGAAAUGUUCAUCACGAGCUGCAAAGGUAAAAAUAGCUGCAAGAUAAGUUUCCGCAUAUUGUGUAUAGCUGCUUCUUUAGCUACCCUGCAGCUGUAUAAUUUUGUUAAGAUACCUACUCAUACUGAGUAUUUGUUCUACAUUCUCUCUUUCUGUAAGAGCGCAGCUAUGCCUCUCACUGUAGUUGCCUUGGUUCCCUACUGUGUCCACUCGUUAAUGAGGACAACUGAAAAGAAACUUAAUUAGGUAAAGUUUCAAAAUGGUUAGCAAUGUGGGGAUGGAUGUGAACUGUUUGAGAACCCUCUGCAAAGGCAGUUUUGCUAAUUCAUUUAAACCAAGGGGAUGCCACUGCAUCUUUCAUGUAUUCCUGGUAAGUAACCAGUACAUCCAAAAUCAGUACACUCAAGCAGAUGAGAAAUAUUAGUUGCUGAUUUUAUUCCUAGAAAUAUUGCAAGCACACUGCAGUAUGGUUAGAAAUGGCCCAAUACUCUGUGUCAUAAUGAAGUUUUAAAGUAUAACCAACCAUCUUUAUUUAGCUAUAUGGUGGUCUUUCAGUUCUGUCCAUCUCUAGCUAGAUAAUGCUUCAAGCAUCAGCUGUACAUAGUGAUACUCGAUGUUUCAUUUUUUUAUAAAUAGAUACUGUGUGUUAUACUGCUCCAUAAUGGUGUGACAGUAUCACACCACCUAUUGUAGGCUGUACCCAGGCACUGUGAAAAAGGCCAACAUAGUUAUAAACAAGGCUUUAGAUUUAAUUUAUUGAGCUUCCUGAGCAAACCAGCUUCUGAGUAAGUCAGAUGAGAAAAAAAAGUUUAUUUCCAUUGGACUCUGUAGAAUAUAUUUUUGCAUUACUGUGUGUUUUUUGUCAUUUUUACUUUUUAGAAGGGGUCACGUGAAUCAUGAAUAAUACAGAUCACAACUUCGAAUGGGGAAAUGCUUAAAUAUGGUGUAAAAAAUCUUUGGUUUCUGUACAUCUACACAGAGCAACAAAAGAAAAAAGGUGUCAAUAGUGAAAUUAUCUCAGUAUAUGACCUCAAGAAUGUUGUUCCUGCUCCUGUAUUGCAAAGUUAAUUCCCUGCUAAUUCUCUCAGAUCAACAGUCACAAGCCUGAAUCACUGUUAGCAGUUGUGUAAAUCAUGAAAAUAUUGUUGCAGACUGUCACUUCAAGUUUCUAUUCUUUGUUUAACUAAGCACACAAGUAACUAAUAUGUUGAAUAUAUGUUUGCUAUAUAAAAUGGAUUUUCUAAAGGGGUACUUUCCAUUUUAUUCAUUAUUUGGCAUCUAUUGUUGUAUAUUUCCUUUCAGUGCACAAUCUUUAAGUAGUAUUUUGCUGAUACCAUCCCAUAAAAGUCUCUCUCUGUCUAUAUAAAUAGAUAUAUAUAGCCUUAGUAUGCCUGGCUAAAAUAUGAGUAAUGAGGGCUGCAUAUAUAUGAUCUGAAAGCAAUAAGACUUAGAAGAUGUAAACAUGAUAUUGCCUCUAGACUUCCAAUUAGGUAGGAGGUAAUUGAAAGAAUCUUAUUUAAUUGGGUAAACAAGGCAAAUAGUUUGGUGUUGGCCUUUGGGAAUGAACAAGAUACAAAUUACAGAAGCAAAUCUGAAACAGGCAUCCAUAAUUAAGAGCCUAGUAAGACUACCAUGACUUAAGAAAAUUAAUCAUUGAGGAGUAUUCUGCUUCAUGUAUCUCCUGAUAUCUUCUCUAAUGGUUCUCUGAACUUUUUCCCACAGCAGCUGACCUGAAACCACUCUUUCUUAUAAUUGUGACUCCUUAAUCAAAAUCACUAAGUUCAUGGGACCAGACACAAACAAAGACAGCUGUGACAAAGAUUUCAGCUGUGUUCAAGUUGCUGUGUGCUUUGUUAUUCCCUACCAUGUGAGAUGACCUACAGAGGCAUCACAGAGCAGUAGCAGGUUGAUUGAGUUGUUCUUCUGUUCAUGGCUCCUCCUAGCCAGCAGUAGGAGAGUCUUCAUGCACAGCUGUCCAAGGUUCUUAUAAUAGCAUCUGCAUUUGGUGGCAAUUUGAAGCUGGGAGUUAUGGGUAGGGAUCACAUUUCUAGGCUUCUAAUCACAUGAGAGUCUCUGUUUCCCAACACUGACAAAGAAUCUGUUGGAGUAGCACCCUUCCCAACAUUUAGCUCUCUGUUUCUCAGUUGCCUGGGAAGAGGAUAACGUUACACUCACUGAAGAGCAGCAGCACAAUCACCCAGCUUGGGGCCUGGCCCUGUGCUGCUGCAGGGAGACAGCAGGCUCCUGUGCAGGCAGGAGUUGGCCUUGUCUGCAGCUCCAUCCUGAACAGCAAACCCUUGGCACAGACAUGGUACUUAC